AUGUGUCGGCGGUCUUUUGCUCGGCUACUGCAGGGUCUGUCUGUCCAACAUGUUGAUUCCUUGGAAGCUGGCCUGCAGGGUCGCCCCACGUCAUUGAGAAUCUCCGAUCGGUCCGUUUCUGUGGCGAGAACCAGAUCGCUCACCCCAGUAGAUAUCCAUGCCCGUCAUGCGGUUACAUCUGGGCUGCACUUCUCCAAGUGCGCUGCGAAUUCCCUGAUCACAUCAUCUCGUUCCUAUUCCCAGCAUACUGGUCGAGAAACGAGAUAUUUGGAUCCAAAAAUCGUGGACAUGGCGCCUGAGACACCUGGAUUCGACGCGAGUCCAGCAGAUAUUCUCAAUUACCCCCCUUCUGAUCCAGCAAAGACCGCAUUGGAUCCGGAAUCAGAUGAAGACAUCCCCGUUGAUGCCGAUGAGCUGAAAGAGGCUCUUGGGCGACCACCUCCGGUAAACAGCAGCUAUCUUCCACUGCCUUGGAAAGGACGGUUAGGAUAUGCCUGCUUAAAUACAUACCUUCGCUAUUCCACACCUUCCGUGUUCUGUUCUCGAACAUGUAGAAUCGCUUCUAUACUCGAAAACCGACACCCACUCCAAGAUCCCGAUCAGCCGGCACACCCUACCAAGAAUCGUCCAGACCGCGAUCAACCGGCUGAUAUCUCUCGCGGACAGGCUUUUGUCGAAGGGCUAGCUUUGGCGAAUGUACGCGAUUUGGUCAAAAUAAUUCGCUGGAACGACAAGUACGGAAUUAAAUUCAUGCGACUGAGCAGUGAGAUGUUCCCAUUUGCCAGCCACGCGGAAUAUGGUUACAAACUGGCGCCGUUCGCCUCGGAGGCAUUAGCCGAUGUAGGACGAGUGGUCGCAGAGCUUGGACACCGGGUCUCAGUUCAUCCUGGCCAAUUCACGCAAUUUGGAUCACCGCGGGAAAAUGUGAUCGAGAGUUCUUUUCGUGAUCUCGAAUAUCACUCGGAGAUGCUCCAGCUACUUAAGCUACCCCCACAGCAGGACCGCGAUGCGGUCAUGAUUCUGCAUAUGGGUGGAGUAUUUGGUGAUAAGGCUGCCACACUCGACCGAUUCCGCAAAAACUAUGCCAUGUUGUCGCAGGACAUCAAGAAUCGCUUGGUUUUGGAGAAUGACGACGUCAGCUGGUCUGUUCACGAUCUACUUCCUAUAUGCGAAGAGCUUAAUAUUCCUCUUGUCCUCGACUAUCACCAUCAUAAUAUCAUAUUCGAUGCCAAUGAGCUCCGUGAAGGCACUGAGGAUAUCAUACCCCUCUACGAGCGUAUAGCAGCGACAUGGUCUCGCAAGAAUAUUACCCAGAAAAUGCAUUAUUCCGAACCAACCGCAGCUGCCAUCACUCCGCGCCAACGGCGCAAACACAGCGACCGCGUUGCUACUUUACCCCCCUGUGCGCCUACUAUGGACUUGAUGAUCGAGGCCAAGGACAAGGAACAAGCCGUUUUUCAAUUGAUGAGAAAUUUCAAACUCCCCGGAUACAAUCUUGUCAAUGACCUCAUCCCAUAUAUGCGCUCCGAUGAAAAUCAACCCUUUAAACCACCCAAAAAGUCCAAGAAAAACGGCGGCUUUGUGGACCUAGAAGGCUUAAUACCACCACCUCGCACCGUUCCAGACGAAGAAGUUGGAAUGGGUGGACCAGAGGGCCGAGUAUACUGGCCUCCUGGUAUGGAAGAAUGGCUCCGACCGGCAAAGAAGAUCGUGAAACCCAAAGCCGCUCCCAGUCCAAAGAAAAUUGCCUCCAAAAAGACUAAGAUUGAGGAUGUCAUGGAUGAUGGUACCCUUGACAUUCCCACGGAGAAAGAAACGCCCGUCAAAAAGACAGCAAGCGUCGCUAAACGCACGCCUCCAUCGGCCAAGACUCGUCGCAAGCGCAAGCUUUCGGACAUUGAGUCUACCCCAGAGCCAGAAGAGACCCAAGUGAUCUCAGCAGAACUGGGAGUCUCACUCUCUCGGCGAAGUUCACGAGCGAAAAAAGUGAACUACACUGAGGACAGUGUAUAA
This is a messenger RNA of Penicillium paradoxum, 2013 nucleotides long. Its product is annotated as UV-endonuclease UVE-1. Lineage: Eukaryota; Fungi; Ascomycota; Eurotiomycetes; Eurotiales; Aspergillaceae. Gene Ontology annotation, molecular function: endonuclease activity. Bases 1 to 2013 code for a protein of 670 amino acids. The record is from RefSeq and is a predicted model, not a curated record. The transcript is spliced from 2 exons. Gene Ontology annotation, cellular component: nucleus; mitochondrion. Gene Ontology annotation, biological process: nucleotide-excision repair; mitochondrial DNA repair; response to UV.